This is a messenger RNA of Stylonychia lemnae, 1365 nucleotides long. The record is from the annotation of a GenBank genome assembly. NCBI's taxonomy places the organism in Eukaryota, Ciliophora, Spirotrichea, Sporadotrichida, Oxytrichidae.
AUGUUCGAUGAUAAGUUUAUAGAAAAUUUUAAUUAGGAAUCAAAAGUGCUUGAGCCUCAGCAAAUUAUUGAUAUGAUACCAUUCGGUAGAUAUCAUAUAUUUCUGGCUCUCCUAUUUUUAGCAAAUUUUAUUACAAACUCUUUCAUUUGCUACAACUAUUCAUACCUACUUAUUCUACCUCAAUAUAAAUGCCUAAAUUAGACAACUAACCUAUAUGAGAAUUGUGAAAAUGAAUAUAUUUGCCAGAAAUUGAAUUAGCAAUAAAGAGGAAAUCUUUGGUACGUUGAUUAUUAGAAUGUGCUGAGUAUAGAUAAUUGGAUAGACAGGCUUCAAAUGCAUUGUAGUGAAGGAUACUUAAUUGGACUAUUUGGUUCAAUGGAAUUCAUUGGAACCUCUUUGGCUGCCUUGAUAUUCCCACCUCUAGCUGAUACUUAUGGAAGAAAAUACUUUUCUUAUGUUUCUAUGUGGCUUACUAUUCUAGUUAUGCUAAUACUUUUGAUUUUCAGAAACAACCAUAUUUAUUAUGUCGCCUUAUUUCUAAAUGGUGUUUGUAUAGGACUGAAAUAGUUUAUAUUUUAUACCCACAUUAUGGAAUUUAUGGGGCUUAAGACAAGAUUUGUGAGCGGUUUAUUUUUCUUUGUUGAUGGAGCAGUCUUCACAGUAUCUCCUCUCAUACUUUAUUUCAUUACUAGAAACACAUAGAUUUUUGUAUAUAUUUGCCUAAUUUUAAGUAUAGUCACUAUUUUCAUCUCGCACACAUUCUUGAAGUUACCUGAGUCUCUCAAAUUUAACCUUAUUAAGAACAACUUUUCAUAAUUAAAUGAGGACAUCAGAAAUAUCAUGAAUUCAAAUAAUACUCCAGAGGAUAUCUAGAGGAAUGUUAUGAUUGAGCUUUAAUCAUACGAAGAUUAACAGAUAAUUAUUCAAAAAAAUGAAAAUGCAUUAUAGAAAAAGGUAAAUGAGGAUAUCAUCGAUUAAAAAAUAAUGCUUUCUUAGAAAUAAAAUUCAAAUAAGAGCUUAUUAAGUAUACUUUUUAAUACUUAAAAUGCAGUGUACAACUUAAUACUUAUCAGUGUAGGGUGGAGUACUUCUACAUUCAUAUACUAUUUACUAGAUUUUUUUGUUAAGUAUUUACCUGGGAACAUAUAUGUCAAUCAGCUCGUAGCAUCAUUAUCAAUAUUUGGUUAUCUAGUUGCAGAUCCAGUUGCAUCCAUCUCAAAUACUAAGAUUAGCUUAAUAAUUUAUUUCCAACAUAGCUUUUAACCUCAAGUUAUGGUAUUUGUAAUUUCGUUAGUAGAUUACUCACAUUAUUGGCUCCAUAAUUAGCAGAAUUGCAUAAUAGAUUAAUACCCAUGUAUGUAAUGA